Lottia gigantea (owl limpet) is the source of this 672-nucleotide messenger RNA. RefSeq lists its product as hypothetical. The record is from RefSeq and is a predicted model, not a curated record. Bases 1 to 672 code for a protein of 223 amino acids. The transcript has 2 exons. NCBI's taxonomy places the organism in Eukaryota, Metazoa, Mollusca, Gastropoda, Lottiidae.
AUGUACUGUGGGGAAUUUUUACUUGUAUGCACUGUGGUGAGGAAUUUUACUUGCAUGCACUGUGGGGGGAUUUUACUUGUAUGCACUGUGGGGAAUAUUUACUUAUAUGCACUGUGGGAAAUAUUUACUUGUAUGUACUGCCCUUUGGGGAAUUUUCACUUGUAUGCACUCUCUGGAAUUUUUACUUGUAUGUACUGUUGGGAAUUUUUACUUGUAUGCACUCUCUGGAAUUUUUACUUGUAUGUACUGUUGGGAAUUUUUACUUGUAUUCACUGUGGAAAAUUUUUACUUGUAAGCACUGUGGGGAUUCUUUACUUGUAUGCACUGUGGGGAAUAUUUACUUGUAUGUACUGUCUGGAAUUUUUACUUAUAUGCACCGUGGGGAAUUUUCACUCGUAUUUACUGUGGGGAAUUUUUAAUUGUAUGCACUGUGGGGAUUCUUUACUUGUAUGUACUGAGGAGAAUUUUUACUUGUAUGUACUGUGGGGAAUUUUGGAGAAUUUUUACUUGUAUGCACUGUGGGGAUUCUUUACUUGUAUGCAUUGUGGGGGGAUUUGUACUUGUAUGCACUGUGGGGAAUGUUUACUUGUAUGUACUGUGGGGAAUUUUUACUUGUAUGCACUGUGGGGAAUGUUUACUUGUAUGUACUGUGGGGGGAUUUUUACACUGUGA